Musa acuminata subsp. malaccensis (wild Malaysian banana) is the source of this 1661-nucleotide messenger RNA. Its product is annotated as probable 3-deoxy-D-manno-octulosonic acid transferase, mitochondrial. Lineage: Eukaryota; Viridiplantae; Streptophyta; Magnoliopsida; Zingiberales; Musaceae. Gene Ontology annotation, biological process: lipid A biosynthetic process. Gene Ontology annotation, cellular component: plasma membrane. The record is from RefSeq and is a predicted model, not a curated record. Gene Ontology annotation, molecular function: transferase activity.
GUUGAUGUAUCAACGGACAUGAAGUGUGAGGCUUAGACUAAACAUUAGGAUUUGGUUGAUUCAAUCGACCAGUUCUUAAAGUUGGUUUGGGGCAGCAACUCCUCGGCGAAACGAAUGAGAUCGCGUACCAUGAAUUCCUUCUGAGCUAAAAUACUCGUGAUUUUAGGUUUAGAAGGGAGGGAUGGCCGCGGCGGCGCACACGGCGAUGGCGUUGCGAGGCAAGAUGGUGUACGAGCUCUACAGGGCGUUCACCCACGUGGCGGGGCCGAUCAUAUUCGCCCACAUACAGUGGCGGAGGCUGCGCGGCGUUGAGCACCCUACCCGGUGGCCGGAACGCUUCGGUCGCUCUUCAUCGCCUCGCCCUCCCGGCCCUCUCCUCUGGUUUCACGCUGUCUCUCUAGGCGAAGGAUUGGCCGCGAUCCCCAUGAUCAAGCACUGUGUUCGUGUGCAACCCAAUUUCGUCGUCUUGAUGACGAGCACAACGACAUCGGCUUUUGAAGUCAUCAAGGACCAGCUACCAGAUGGUGUCAUAUAUCAGCUUGCCCCUCUUGAUUCUCCUACCGCAGUGGGUAAGUUUCUGGGAUACUGGGACCCUGUUGCUGUCUUUCUUAUGGAAAGUGAACUAUGGCCCAACCUCAUCAUAUCUGCUGCAGAGAAAGGAAUUCCAGUGGCGUUAUUAAAUGCUAGGAUGUCAUGCAAGUCUUUUAAGCGUUGGUCAAGAACAUUAGCACUGCCUCUAAUUUCCUUGAUGCUGUCAAAAAUAUCUUUGAUUGCCCCACUGAGCACACUUCAGGCCGUCCAUUUUCAAUUGCUGCAUGCAUCACCACAUAUCAUCCAUUUUGCUGGUGAUUUGAAAUAUGCUGUAGGAGAUCUCAAUGUCCUCGAGGAAGACAUUAGGAAAAUAAAGGAUCUUCAACUACAACUCGCCAGUAGGCCUGUUUGGAUGGCAUCAUCUAUACACGAGGGUGAAGAAGAAGUCAUGCUUUGGGUUCACAAAGAAUUAAUCAAGAUGCACACCGACCUGGUUAUGAUUCUGGUUACAAGGCAUCCACGACAUGGGCAACAACUUGCACUAGCAUUAAAGAAACAAGGGAUGAAUGUUUCAUUGAGGUCUAGAAGUGAAAUAAUUUCUUGUAGCACUAGUAUAUAUGUGGUGGACACUUUGGGAGAACUUAGGACACUUUAUAGGAUAACUCCAAUUGCUGUGAUUGGAGGUUCUUUUUUGCCUUGUUUAGCUGGUCAUAAUGUUGCCGAGGCUGCUGCAGCUGGUUGUGCUGUUUUAACAGGUCCUUAUGUUGGACAUUUCUCGCAUAUGUUAGCUGGAAUGCUACAAGCAGCUAGUUCAUCAGUCCAGCAGGUUGCAGAUAAAGCUGAACUAUUAGAAGCACUGAAAAAGCUGCUUACCGAUAAAAAGUCUUUGGAAGCACACUGCAGGGCUGCAAAAUAUGCAUUUUCAACUGUUUCAAAGGGAGUUGUGGAAAACGUCUGGAAACUUGUAUGUACAUUUGUUCUUAAACAGUCCAUAGGAAAAUCAGAUGAAGGUUGAUCAAUGGCUUGUUCUUUGUUGAACUUGACUCUUAUGAUUCGAUUGUACAGAACAAUUUUGUGGAAUAGGUGGAAGACGAUCAAUAUCUUCUCCAAGUGGUUUAUUGUGAUUGUUC